Molecule: messenger RNA, 2570 nt
Organism: Hyalella azteca
Lineage: Eukaryota; Metazoa; Arthropoda; Malacostraca; Amphipoda; Hyalellidae
Product: inositol monophosphatase 2
Exons: 6
Coding region: 193-1017 (274 amino acids)
Biological process (GO): phosphatidylinositol phosphate biosynthetic process; signal transduction; inositol metabolic process
Molecular function (GO): inositol monophosphate 1-phosphatase activity
Source: RefSeq, a predicted model, not a curated record
UCUAGGACUCUAGGUUUUGUAAUAGACCUCUGUUUAAUUUUUUUUUUAUAUCGUUAUUCCAUGACAUGAUGACAUCAUUGACAAUUUGCCAUGUUGCUUGAUGCUUAUCUCUGACUCAAAAAAGUCUAACACAAAAUAUUUGAUCUAAAUUUUAAGUUCUUCUCUAUUAAAUUACCUAUUCUAUAUGAAAAGAUGAAUUCUCUUGAUCUUGAUGACUGCUUCCAAACUGCUCUGGACUUGGCAAAAGAAGCUGGCUUGAUUAUCUCAGAAGCCUUCAAGAAAGCUAAGAAAGUAGAGGAGAAAACAUCUCCAAGGGACUUGGUGACUGAGACUGACAAGCUCAUUGAAGAUCAAGUCAUCUCUAAGCUACAAGAACUUUACCCCAAUCACAAAUUCAUAGGAGAAGAAUCCACAGCUGCUGGAAUUAAAUGUGAGCUGACAAACGAUCCAACAUGGAUCAUCGAUCCAGUGGACGGGACCUUGAACUUCGUCCACAGCUUCCCCUACACCUGCAUUUCGAUUGCACUGUGGGUCGACAAGAAGCCGUGUCUUGGUGUGGUGUAUAAUCCAGUUCUUCAGCAGCUCUACACUGCUAGGAAAAAUGCUGGAGCCUUUCUCAAUGGAGAAAGAAUUCGAGUUUCUGGCAAAGAAGAUUUAUCUCGGUCUCUGGUGGUGAUGGAGAUGGGCUACCGUCCAGAUGAGAAGAAGAUGGAAGUUGUGCAUAGGAAUGCCAAGAAGCUCAUUGAACGUUGCCAUGGGACGCGCGCCCUGGGCUCGGCAGCGCUGGACAUGUGCCUGGUAGCUGAAGGCGCUGCCGAAGUCUACUGGGAGAACGGGCUACAUGCCUGGGACAUGGCCGCCUCGGUGCUCUUAAUCACAGAGGCCGGGGGAGUGGUUCUUGAUAUCACGGGUGGCCCCCAUGACCUGAUGAACCGCCGUGUGCUGUGCGCCGCGUCUCCGCAGCUGGCGCAACAGAUGGUCCAGCUGCUCGAGGUCUACGAUGAAGACCGCGACUAGUGCGUGGUCUGCAUGGUGCACAGACCGGUCUGGUAUCUGGUGCACAGACCGGUCUGGUCCAUGGUGCACAGACCGGUCUGAUGUAUGGUGCACAGACCUGUCUGGUGUAUGGUGCACAGAAUUGUCGGGUGUAUGGUGCAUAGGCCGGUCUGGUGUAUGGUGCACAGACCGGCCUAGUGCAUGGUGCACCGACUGGUCUGGUGUACGGUGCACAAACUUGUCUGGUGUAUGGUGCAGUUGCCGGUUUGAUGAAUGUGACAGUUGUUGUGAUAAUCUGAUGCACUGCGCAAUGAAUUAUGUUGUACUCAUCAGUUUUAUUGUGCUCUGAAAGAUUGUACCGCAUUGCGCACGAUUGUACUACGCGAUAGCUGUGCAUUAAUGUGCGGCGGAAUACCUAGCUGUCCCGUGAGCAGUGCACAUGUUAUAGUUACGUACAAUUUUGUAGUGCGAGAGCUCUGUGUCGUUGUAUGGAUAUAUUCGGUUGAGUUGCAGAGCGCAGUGAUCGUGCAGCAAGCUCACGGUUGACCAAAAAGCAAGCAUAGCGACACCUGGCAGCUUACUUCUGGUGCACUCGGGUUGAAUUUGCCGCUUUUGGACUGUAUCGCUGCAAGUGUUGUUACUAACAACUCGUUAGUUAAUUCAGGCCAUAUUUCAAAAGAUUUAAGUGCAAUUGUAAAUUAAACACCAGCUCAACUGGUUGAACUGAUCAUCAUUUGGGAAUAUUUUUUAUGUAAAGAUGCUUUGUUUCAGACUUCUAGCCUGAAUCGUGAAAUUAUUAGUGGGGUUUUAACACAUAUCAAGUAGUUUCUAGGUUUCAAGAAAUAAACUGUUAAUGUGCUCACAUUUCCGAGGAAUUCAUUCUGAGAGCUUCAUUCACUUUUUAAACUUCCCGCUCAUAACUAUUAAACCUAUUAAACUAAGUUUAAGUUAAUUUAACUAAGUUAAGUUUAACUAAGUUAAGUUAGUUAACUAAGUUUAAUUAACACCAUCCCCGCCACAAAAUAAUCGUGGCUCUUAUGCACCUAUAAUUAUGAUUUAAAAAUAAGCAUUCCGCAUAAUUGUUAGAAAUUGUCUGUAAUUGAAUAUUAGGCAGCUAGCAUUGCAAAAGUUACAAAAGUAUUCAAAGCCUUCAAUAUAAUACACGCUUUCUGUUAAAGUUGAAAAAAAUUUACGCUAGAUUUCAUAUGCUUUUUAUACUGUUUUCAUAUUUUCCAUUACUUAAAUUUUGUUCCAUAGGACAUUUACAAAUUCCUGAUGUACAAUGGAGCUUUUGUUUUGCAGAUUUAUGCUCGAGAGAAAAUAUUAAGUAAUAAUCUAGACAUUAAUAAUUAUAAUUAUUACUGCCUAAAUAAAUAUUUUUAUAUGCAUACAUAUGCCAAGUAUUUCUCUUAUCUUUUAUGUAUUUUUGUCUCUGAACUGUCAUAGUGACCUGCUGAUCUCUCAAUUGCUGGGUAUCGCGUAAGCAAUGCAAAACUUUCCCUGUAUUGAUGGGGCCAGUAAACUAACUAAGGAGUGUCGGCUUAUUUAAUAAUAAUAUAAUAAUAAUAAUAAUA